UUUUUUUGCCGCGCCGGUAGCAACCGCCGUUUGGGUGCCCUGCCGCCGCCGCCCGACGCGGACUGUCAUCUUCAAACAUGGCGGUUGCGUGCAGACGCACAUGUGCAUCGGCAGCGUAAAAACGUGCGGAUUUCUGCGGUUCGGCCAAGUUCCAAUGUGAUCGGCGGCAAAACACAACAGCGGGAACCCUGGACGGAGGAGAACUCGUCGAGCUCGGCGGAGGAGGAGGAGGAGGCGGCGGCGCCAAGGGUUCCCGUCCCAGCGACAUCCUCAUGGAGGCGCUGCUGGAGCCCUUACGCGAGCACGUCUCCGUUGUCUGUCCCGGGAACUUCGACUGCCCACGAAGUGUGCUCCGCGUUUUCUGUAUACCGCGAGGCUGCCGACGCUGAUGGUGCUACUCCGAGCGGUUGUACUCUGAGCAGAGAGGUGACUGGGGCCGUCUACGUGAGCGGUGCUUUAAAGAAAUAGAAAGGAAAGAAAAAGGAGCGAUUUUUCUCAAAGCGUCCACCUGCGCUUGACGUUGUUGUAGCUGGGCAACUCUCAACGGGUGAAGAGCGCACGGUAUUGCCGACGCCGCGGGCGGGCGCCAACAACAGGUGUUCUGGGCAGCGAUGACCCGUUUCUAUGGCGGCCAUCACCACCCGCAUUGGGACCAUGCGACAACGCUUCAGCGGCAGCAUAUAUUGGUUCAGCUGUCCCUGGGCAGCAGCCCACCUACGACACUCAGUGGGUCUGGUACGACGGCAGGCUCCCAAUUGGGCUCGCCUACAUCUCUGCCCGAGGCGUUUACAGCACCGAGCUCUGGUGGGGAGGGAAGCAGCGGGGGCAGCCCUUCAGACGGUGGCUCCGGGGGCAGUGCAGCACUACCUCAGCUGAGCACAAAGUGCAGCCUCUGCCAUGACACCUUCACCAUCCCAAAGGUGUUGAACUGCUUGCACACCUUUUGUCAGCCAUGCCUGGAGAAGGAGUGCACAGGGGACAAAGUUCGCUGUCCUCAGUGCAACCAUGACACCCCCUUGCCACCAGGGGGCACAGCUGGCCUUCCUUCGGACUACGCAGUUUCAAAUAUCCUAGAAACUGCUGCUCUCGAAGGUGCCAGCCUUGGCUGUACAGGCUGCAAGGGCAAGGAGUCUAGUGCAGUUGCACGGUGCUUUGACUGUGCCAACUUCCUGUGUCCCAACUGUGUGAUGGCCCAUCAGUUCAUGCACUGCUUCGAGGGCCACCGAGUACUGACGCUAGGGGAGCUUCAGAGUGCGCGGGACGGGCUGCGUGCGCCACAGGACAAACCAGUUGCCUGCCUGCGCCACCGAUCAGAAGCCCUGCGUUACUUCUGCCGCUCGUGUGACACGCCAGUCUGCAAGGAAUGUGCUUUGCUCGACCAUCCAAAGGCAAUGCAUGACCUGGAGCCAUUGAGCGAAGCAGCGCCUCGUCACGUAGAGGGCCUGUCACACAUGGUGGAGGAUGGACGGGUCAAGUCGCACGACCUCAGGGCAGCGCUCAAGACGCUCGAGCAGGUGUCAAGCCGUCUCCAGUCCCAGUACCAACGGGCCCAAGGGGAGGUUGCCGACACUUUCCACUUCUACCGCUCCAUGCUCGAGGAGCGGCGGCAGGAGACCCUGCGUGAGCUUGAGAACGUGUACAAUGCCAAGAUGGUCUCCCUAGGUCUGCUUGGACAGAAGGUUCAAGACACCAUUGAACGGAUCCACCAGGUGUGUGCCUUUGUUGAGCGGCUGACUCGCUUCUCUACGAGCACCGAGGCUCUAGUCUUCAAGCAGCUACUGGAGGCAAAGUUCCAGGGAUUUUUGUCGUUUCGGCCAGAGGCGGGGCUUCACGGUAUGGACCUUGAGUUUGUAUCCAACUACCAGGCAAUCCAAGUGGGCGUGCGCAACACUUUCGGCUACAUCAAGCAGGGUGGAGCACCUGAGGGGGCCCCACGGCAACCGCCCAUUGCUCGACCCAAUGGUGUGGUCCUCGGCCCAGCUGAGCGUAGUUCUACCCUGCACCAGAACGGACAUCACCCACCACCUCCUCCGACGUCUCCUUUUGAGUCCAACCUCCUGUCAAAGCGAUUCAGUUCGGCCAAUAGCCUCGGACCCUUCUCAACCAGUCUUGCUGACGUCAGCCCGUACGAGAAGUGGUCCAGUGGAGGCGCCGACAUUUUCCACAACGGUUCGGACUUUGGCGCUCCCCAAGACGCUCCAGCGCCUCCCCCUCAGAACGCCUUGGCCGAACUGUCGUCCAAGUACCUAGCCAGCACAGGAGUAGGGCUGUAUCCGCUCAAGUCGCAGAUCAAGCGGCAAAAGAUGAUCUAUCACUGCAAGUUUGGCGAGUUUGGAGUCAUGGAGGGCCAGUUCACGGAGCCCUCAGGCGUGGCUGUGAACGCACAGAAUGACAUUGUUGUGGCUGACACGAACAACCACCGCAUCCAGAUCUUCGACCGGGAAGGUCGCUUCAAGUUCCAGUUCGGUGAAUGCGGGAAGCGCGAUGGACAGCUCCUCUACCCGAACCGAGUCGCCGUGGUGCGCCAGUCCGGGGACAUCGUGGUGACGGAGCGCUCACCGACGCACCAGAUCCAGAUCUACAACCAGUACGGGCAGUUUGUGCGCAAGUUUGGCGCCGUAAUUCUGCAGCACCCACGGGGCGUCGCGGUGGACCCCAAGGGCCGCGUCGUCGUGGUCGAGUGCAAGGUGAUGCGGGUCAUCAUCUUCGACCAGAGCGGGAACGUGCUGCAGAAGUUUGGCUGCUCCAAGCACCUCGAGUUCCCCAAUGGCGUGGUAGUCAACGACCGGCAGGAGAUCUUCAUUUCGGACAACCGGGCGCACUGCGUCAAGGUGUUCAACUACGACGGAGUGUUCCUGCGGCAGAUCGGUGGAGAGGGCUUGACAAACUAUCCCAUUGGGGUCUGCAUGAACCAGGGGGGCGAGAUCCUGGUGGCGGACAACCACAACAACUUCAACGUGACUGUGUUCACCCAGGACGGGCAGCUCGUGAACGCUCUCGAGUCCAAAGUCAAGCAUGCGCAGUGCUUUGAUGUGGCCCUCAUGGAUGAUGGCUCUGUGGUGCUGGCGAGCAAGGACUACCGGCUGUACGUCUAUCGCUACGUGCAGCUUCCAGCGUCGUCCUCGGCGCCUCCGGGAUCGGGGGGCAGCGGCGGCAGCGGGAGCUGUCUCUGAUGGGAGAGUGUGGGGCCACCUUUGUUGCUGCGCCUUGUUUGCACAGGCUCUCUCUCCCUCUCUCACACACACACACUCCUUCCUCGUUACAUUUUUGUCAUCAUCAUAUGACCUCAUUUUUUGCAUGCCUCUUGCUCUUUUACAUUUUUCUUUUUAAGUGGUUCUGUAAUUGUGAGGAGAAGGACGAUGUGUAUAGCUUCUUUUUUUCUUUUUAACGAGAGCAAGAGGCACAUGGUUGAAGAGGGAGAAAAAGCCAGUAUUCUCACCCCCCCUCCCCCUUUACUUUUUUUUUGUCUUCUCAUGGUCCACGAAGGGACUUUACAAUGUUUAGCCAGUGAUUGGCAGUUUUUAUCAAGAAGGCACCACCAAUGCUGUUCCUUUUAAACAUGCCUAUUUUUUUCUUAUGACAGGCUUGCUGUCACUUGUGUUGUGGCCUGUGUCAUUUUUUUUUUCUUUGAUCUGAUCUACUUAAGUUAUUUGGGGUUUUUAGUGCAUAUGGUUUCAUUGUUUAUUUAAACCAUAUAUAAUCUACACACAGAGGCUCUUGUUAUGUUAAAUAGCAUAGUUGUUGUAGUGUUGUUUCCUUUCCCCUUUUUUUUUACAUUUUCUGAUUUUUUUUUACCUGUUUGGUUUGUGGGAUUUCCUCAACCGAUAUAUUAUUACUUUUCGUUUGAAGCUUCCCUUUUAUUUAGUAUUGUGUCCGGUUAAGUCUGUUUGCUGUUUAUUGCAUUCUUUGUUUGGUUGGCUUCUUUUUUUCCUUCACCCCCCCCCCUUCCCCCUUUUUAGUAUUUUGUUUUCAAUGUUUAUUAUAUGCUCUCUCUGUUAGAUCUUGUUUGUUUGGGUUCCCUAGGAGAGCUUUUGAGGUUACAAGCUUUUUGUGUACGGUCCUAGUCAUAAACCGUGAAUGGUGCAGCGGAAAAAAAAAUCUGUUGUUUAGGAGCCCACAGAUCACACACACACAUAUACACGUACACACACAAAUUACUGUAAGGAAGGCUGCAGAACAAGAGGUAGACAGUAGUCAUGCCAAAGAGAUGUCGUCCUGGGCAGGCAUCUUAGAAGGAAGUUCGGGGGGGGGGGGGGGGUUAGUUUGCACUGCCAUAUUUUAGGCCAGUUCUGUCAUCAGCCAGCUUCUCGAGGCAGCUGUGAUUGGUUUGAUGCCUGCAUGUGCAUAGAGGGGCCAGUCAUAAGCGAUAUCACUCCUCAUUUUACUCCCUUUCUGUUUUUAAUCCUGUUUCAAUUUUUUCUUACUUUUUUUUUUCUGUUGCCCUGAAGAGCCAUGUGGUGUCUGGCAUUGGGUUUGUUACCUGAAUGUGUUUGAUGAGUAAUUCUUUGGAGCUUGGAAUGCUCACGUGUGAAGGCAAUUGUGCCAAGUGUUGUCGUUGUCCCCCCCCCCCCUAAAGCCAGUGUACCAGGUAUCUCCCUCCCACCCCCUCCUCUUUCUCUAGUGUCACCUGUGAAGAACUUGCCUUUCCAUGUGUUUAGGGUGAGGGGGUGAGCUUGCAUCAACAGUCCCAGGAGAUCUCUCCUUAUCUUCUUCUGCCCCCAUGUUGUUAAACAGUUAAUACUGCCAUCGUCCCUUAGGUGUCUGCCUCUGGCAGUUGUAGCCGGAGGUGGCAGCGCCUUCACCAAUUUCUUUCACAUGAUUCUCGUAGCAGCUGCAGUUGACAAUUCUCGCAGGUGAGUCUGGGGGGUGGUCGUAGCUUGUUAAACGUGGGGCAAAAAAAAUUCCACGUGAAGGGUUGGAAUUCCCUCUAAGGAGCGUAGCAUCUCCCUCGGGCUCAGUUUUUCCUUCUGCGGCUAGUCAUUGGGGGCUGCCGUCAUCUGAGGAGUUUGCCUGUCCAAGCUUUGUUCUCUCGAGGUCUCGUGAAAUGUGUGUAGCCGUUACUACUUUUACUACUGCAUGUGGGAGACCCCACCAAACCAAACAGAACGAUAAAAUAUGAAGGCCGAGAAUGUUGUCUUCACUGUCUGGUCUGGAGCUUUUUAUAAGAGUUAAGUUUUUUUGUUAAUUGAGUUUGUGUUGUUUAAAAGGAAGUUUUAGUUUGCGCCAUUCUGUUUUUAUAUUGAGGGAGCAAAGCUUUUCUUUCUGUUGACACACUACCGCUUCUCUUUUUGUGUGUUCUGCAGUCUUUCCUUUUUUUUUUGUCUUAUGCAUUUACAUGUUACUGCCAUUCGUAUAGUUUGCUCUACACAACCUGAAUGUCUUCUAGAAGUGGCUGGGCAGGACACUCCAUGCCUGUCUGCUUUGUUGUAUUUUUUAUUUUUCGACUGUUGUAUUGUGUAUAAUCGAACGCACAUGUAUUGGUCUUGCGGGCAGUGCCGGUGCAGUGGGGCACGCUGCAUGACGUUGCUUGGCAUGUGAAAAAAAAAAGCGGCAGGUGCGACACGUAAUGCUCAAGGUUUCGACGACCGCCUCACAGCAGUGUGCAUUUUUUGCUGGUCGGCAGCAGAUGUGAACGCUAUGUUGUUUGCUCCUAUAUAACUCAUUUCUCUACAUGACAGAAUUUUGCAGUUGUGAUUCACCAAGCAGACAAACACGAGGUAUUCUGUUGAAUAAACUAUUUUUGUUGUUUCAGCAAUAAGUGAGUGAAUGCCAGCAUGGGCAAGCAAAGCAUGCAAACACAUUUUGCAGUGGCACACGUUUUCUGAGAAUCUCUUGCUUCUGUUGAAAGAAAACUGUUGGUUCUUGGCUUUUCACGCAGGGUCUGGCGAUGCGUUGCAUGCAAUGAAGGCUGCAGGCUUUUUCCUAGCCACAUCCACGCUGCUGUGGACUGAAGCGCUCAUGCCUUUUUUUUUCUUCUCAAGCUGCACUACUUGGCUUGGGUCGUGUGGGCGAUGUUUGCGAGUGCAAGUUGUCGUUUUGGUGUGCCCUCUGGUUGUCUGUACAAGUGUGUGCGUGUGUGCAUGCGUGUGUGUGGUUGUACACUUGUCUGAUGUGGUGAUGGCCCUGAAUAUUGGCAGAGGUACUCCCCCACCCACAGCCCCUCGCCCCAUCCCCUGCUGCCACCCCAUCUAUACAUAUCCACUACAUCGUUUGUUGCUAGCUGAGGUGCGAAGAAAGGCCUGGUGUGUUCUAGGGUUGCUUGGCUUCCCUAGCAGAGCUCUUAAAAAAAAUAACCCAAUCCAUUUUCUUCCUUCCAGACUAUGCAAGUAUGCAUGGGGAGACGAAGCUGAAUGACCACGACAUUUCACUUCUGUAGUGGCCACCAUUGAUCGUUUCAGUUUGUCUUUUGCCAGCAUUGUUUAUUUAGCUACGCUCAUACAGGCUUUUGCAGACAUGCAUGUGCCUUCAUGCAGUUCUUGAUUGGCUUUUAUUCAUUUCUUCUCGCUGCCACUUAAUUAUCUUCAUGCACUUUUCAUCAUGUGAUCUCCUCUGUAACUCUUCUUGUUUCUGAGAGCUCUAAUCCAGCGGUCUCUGGUACCAUUACAUUCCGGAGUUGUUUCCAAAGAUGCUAGCACAUCUCAUUUUCUUCUCUUCACAACUUUGAGUACUCGUAUUUGCUGUGCACCUAGGGCUUCCAAGGCUUUUGAGAAAGCUUAAUGACAAAAUCGCCACAAUGGCUUACUCUUUAUCAGAUGAGGGAACUGUCUGGAGCAAUAUACCAUCGGGAGAACAUGAUCAGACCUUCUGUGCACCUUCUAAUGCUGUUCACAUGCUGCAGAUUUUUUCCGGGAGUGAAUCUUAUCGCUCUAGACCAAGCCACAAGGUUCGUUAACAUUUUAUCCAGUUAGGUUCAUCAAGGAACACAGUUGAUUGCAUAUUCCAUAUUCCAGUUUACGAUGCCAACUUGUCGGAAGAGUUUAAGGUUUUUCAUAGUACAAAACCACAUGUCUUUACGGCAGUUACACAGCUUCAUUUGCAUUUUUUUUGUUUCAUAUGCGCGUGUUUUGUUUUGCGUUGACUUUUUCGGAAGGUUUAUUAUUUAAAGAGAAAAAAAAAACGUGAGAUGAAGUUUCUCGUUCUUAAUAUAUUAUCUCCAUGUUCACGUCAUACACAUAUAUAAAAGUAUAUACGUGUGUGCAUGCGUGCAUAUAUUUAUACCGUGUAUGUGGGAAGAAAAAUGUUGAAAACGUUUUGUGUGAACGUGCAUUUAUCAUUGCAGUGUGGAGGGCUGUUUGGGAUGAGGGUGGUUGCUUUAGGUGUUCUGUUUUUCUCAACACCCAUCCCCAUUUAGGGGUGCCUCGGAGACUCUUUUACGAAGGUGUUUCACUUGCUCACCUCAUUCUCUUGCAAAAAAAAAAAAAAACAUAACACACUUCCCCUCUCGUAGGUAGGUGCCAUUUCUUAGUCUCUAGGCACACCAUGCACAGACGAUGCUACGAGGCGUAUGUUACACUGGCAUCCCUGCCACUAACUUGCUAGGGCAGUGCACCGACGAUGAGCCCACGUUCUUGGAGCCUCUUUUUUGACUGCUACACAGAGCCCAAGAGGAUGCCUCUCCAACAGCCCUGUAGACAUGCCAUGUUCGUUGGCAUUGUCGAGCAUUGGCGGGAAGGCUGGCGUCCAAACGCGAGGGCAGUUAAACGAGUGGUUGCAUUGGGAGCUGGCAUUGGCACUUCUCUCCACUGUGUUUGGUGUUGCAGGACAGCCCGGUCGCGGAGUGCAACUUUGGCCUUGGAGUUGUUCUUUUUAAGCCUUGUGGGGCCAGGCGGUGCGAUGUGUGCUGCCCUGCCUUGCCCCUGGCUCCGGUUGUACGUGCCUAGUCAAGUGCCACUUUCAUUGCAUACACGGUCAAAGAAAGCUCCAGUGCUAAGAAGAGGAAAAAAAAAGCAAUGUGGUGUCAUUGCUCUGUCCUGCUCUCCCCGAUAUUUUUUUAAACGUAGGGCAGCAGUUGUGCGAGUUGUGUGCUGUUCGUGUUGUCCGGCCGUGUUUUGUGUGGAUGCCCGUACAUUCCUGUCAGUUUUUCGACUUGCGUUCUUUCGGCUGCUGUUUCUCCGACUAGUUGCUGCAGGUUGCAUGUUUUCUCACUCCCGUUUGUCGCCCUCUCUCUAUCUCGUUUGUCUCUGCAUCUUUUCUCCGUUUCUAGCAGACGUGCUCAACACUUGUUCAGAGCUGUUAUUUAUUUGUUCCUCAUCAUUUUGAAUGCUGCUGCGGCAGUAGUCUUGAGUUCUUUGUUAACGGGCUGCAGGCCAACGUGCGACUCCAUAUUGACGUUAACGCAGUUUUUCUACCGAGAGUUCCAUGAUGUGAAUUUUUCAUCAUCUUUGUACGUUUUUGAGUAAUGUAUCUGUGUCGUCUGUCCCAUGUUCCCCUUUUCCCCAGUGAUGUACAGAGCUGAGUUGCAUUCGUUGGUUUCCUCCUCCCUUUUUUGUUCGUCAUAUCGAAGUCCCGCAAAGACAACACCCCAUGUUUUAUAGCAGUCUGCACUCUCGAGCCAAAUUGGUGGCAGGGGCUGGCUUAGGCUCACCACCAAUAUUUGUUGCUCUCUCUCUCCAGCAGGGGUAUAAAAAAAAGAUAUCGUACAGUGUCACUACAUCUUUGUUUCCUUUCGGAAGAAAAAAAAAAAAACUUGCGUGUUGUGUACAGCUGAGAAGCUGCUUUUUGACUGUACGAAUGGUGUCUAGCGUGUGUUUCUAGAGUAAACGUUGAGGACAUCUUUUAGUAUUUUUUAUACGCAAGUGCUCCUGAGUGGUGGCCGACCGGUGAAUCGUCCAGGUGACCGCACUGUGUGGGUCGGUGUGUUUGUACGCGCUCCCCAACAAAUGCAGUGGCACGCCUAGGGAACUUCCCGUGGAUGGGCGGCUGCAUCUGUUGGAAAGUGCUGCAGUGGUACAGUGCGAGGGCGUUUGCCAAACAUGUCUGCUGCCUUGCCCGAAUCAGAUCUCUCCGGCGUUGUAGUCCGAAAGAAACACCAUCAACACCGCGACAAUCUUAAAUCGGGGGAAGCAGACUUCGUAUUACACAGCAGGCAUGCGACCCCAGGGCCCCUCCUCCGUCAGGGCUGGUGAUGCUGUAGUCCUGCAGAGUAGAUUUCGGUGCUGCGCUUGCAGCAGCAACAGCCUUGGUUGGGUUGGGUUGGGUGAAUGGCGUUUGCCAUUUCGGGCUCCUUGCUGCAAACCGAAUCAAUUGGGCGCCUAGCUGCAGGUCUUCGACGUGUACCAGUACGGCGGUUCUAAGCCUUGUGUGUUUUGUUAUGUUGGUGCUGCAAGAACACAAUGAUUUAUAUGUAAACUGCGUUAGUGCGGAUAGAAAAUGCAAAAAAAAAAUGGCCAUCUAGGCAGGUGAACAAAGUAAAGCGUUGCGUAAACGGCGUGUUUCUUUAAGAGAAGUCCACCACUUCACACACGCAGAGUCAGUUGUUAAAGCAGAGUGGCACCCUUAAAAAAAAUGUUUUCUGGAAAUGUUAGUAGCGCUUCUGGUUGGGCUUUCGGUUCGUGUUACCAUUCACUGAGCGUUAACGCAUUCACCUGGUGUUUUCAGACUCGAGUUUCAUUUCUUUAGCGUGUGCCCUACAGUGUAGACUCUCGUGAGUUCCUGCCCAGUGCUGGCUGACAGACGCAUAGUAAUUUGGUGCCUUCCUCGCGUCGAGUGAAUGAGGCACAAAAAGAGAUUAAAAAAAAAAAAAGUGGGCACCAAUUUUUUUUGGAAAUUGGUAUUUCGCUUCCCCUCUUGUCUCUGUCGGCAGGAUCUCUUGUGGAAGUGCUGUGAGCUGCUCUUGAGAAUAAUCGGUACUGAAUUAAGGCAUUCAUUUUUUCCUGGUGCAAGGUUCAGUACGAUUCUCACAGGCCUUCGCAUUUUUCUCGUGUGUGUGAUGUAACUAACUUAUUAGACCAACAUUGUUUGUACUUUUUUAUGUCUACUCCCUUUUUUUGUUGAGAUUUAGUGUAUGGGUAACGCAUCAACAAUAAAAUAUUUUUGUUUUGGUGAGCA
Molecule: messenger RNA, 10047 nt
Organism: Rhipicephalus sanguineus (brown dog tick)
Lineage: Eukaryota; Metazoa; Arthropoda; Arachnida; Ixodida; Ixodidae
Gene: brat
Product: brain tumor protein-like
Exons: 9
Coding region: 612-3173 (853 amino acids)
Biological process (GO): negative regulation of translation
Molecular function (GO): protein binding; zinc ion binding; mRNA 3'-UTR binding
Source: RefSeq, a predicted model, not a curated record